Miscanthus lutarioriparius is the source of this 1497-nucleotide messenger RNA. The record is from the annotation of a GenBank genome assembly. Lineage: Eukaryota; Viridiplantae; Streptophyta; Magnoliopsida; Poales; Poaceae.
AUGGCGACCUACGACAAGGCGAUCGAGUCGUACAAGAAGGCGGUGACGACGGCGGCGUCGCUGGCGGCGUCGGCGAUGCUGGUGCGCGGCGUGGUGAACGAGCUGGUCCCCUACGAGGUGCGGGAGUUCCUCUUCUCCGGGCUGGGCUACCUGCGGUCGCGCAUGUCGUCGCAGCACACGGUGGUGAUCGAGGAGACGGAAGGGUGGGCGAGCAACCAGCUGUACGACGCGGCGCGCACGUACCUGGCGACGCGGAUCAACGCCGACAUGCAGCGCCUCCGCGUGAGCCGCGUCGACGAGGGCAAGAGCCUCAUGUUCAGCAUGGAGGAGGGCGAGGAGAUGGCCGACGUCCACGACGGCGCCGAGUUCAGGUGGCGCCUCGUCUGCCGCGACGGCGCCGGCGCCGGCAGCGGCAGCGGCAGCGGCAGCGGCCACGCCCGCGGCGGCGGCGGCAGCGGCGGCGGCAACUACCGCGUCGAGGUCCGCUCCUUCGAGAUGAGCUUCCACAGGCGGCACAAGGAGAAGGCCAUCGCGUCCUACCUCCCGCACAUCCUCGCCGAGGCCAAGAAGAUCAAGGACCAGGACAGGACGCUCAAGAUCUACAUGAACGAGGGCGAGUCCUGGUUCGCCAUCGGCCUCCACCACCCCUCCACCUUCACCACGCUGGCCAUGGACCGCGAGAUGAAGCGGUCGGUCAUGGACGACCUCCAGAGGUUCGUCAGGAGGAAGGAGUACUACAAGCGGAUCGGCAGGGCCUGGAAGCGGGGGUACCUGCUCUACGGCCCGCCUGGGACCGGCAAGUCCAGCCUCAUUGCGGCCAUGGCCAACUACCUCAAGUUUGAUGUCUACGAUCUCGAGCUGACCGAGGUGAACUGGAAUUUCACGCUGCGGAGGCUGCUCAUCGGGAUGACCAACCGCUCCAUCCUCGUCAUCGAGGACAUCGACUGCUCCGUCGAUCUGCAGCAACGUGCAGAGGAAGGCCAGGAUGGUACAAAAUCCAGUCCUCCUCCUCCAGAGGACAAGGUGACACUAUCUGGGCUACUCAACUUCGUGGAUGGCCUCUGGUCAACAAGUGGGGAGGAGAGGAUCAUUAUCUUCACAACGAACUACAAGGAGCGGCUCGACCCAGCGCUUCUUCGGCCAGGCAGGAUGGACAUGCACAUCCACAUGGGGUACUGCUGCCCGGAGUCCUUCAGAAUCCUGGCCUCCAACUACCACUCCAUCACCGAGCACGACACGUACCCUGAGAUAGAAGCACUGAUCAAGGAGGUGAUGGUGACUCCAGCAGAGGUCGCGGAAGUGCUUAUGAGGAACGACGACACCGACAUCGCGCUCGAGGGCCUUAUCCAGUUCCUCAAGGGAAAGAAGGGUGAUGCCAAGGGCAGCCAAGGUGAAAACGUGGAGCAUGUGACCAAAGAGGACGAAAAACAGACGAUGCCGACGAAAAAAGAUGGCCCCCGAGUCGAUCAAAAUCUCAAUGAUGCAGGCAAACAAUGA